Ectocarpus siliculosus is the source of this 678-nucleotide messenger RNA. Lineage: Eukaryota; Phaeophyceae; Ectocarpales; Ectocarpaceae. The record is from the annotation of a GenBank genome assembly.
AUGGCAGGAUGUUCGGGAGAGAGAGCUUACUCUCGAGACAAGCCAACCGGGCUUGAGGAUGAUUCCUACUCAUGCACCUCCGGCUUUGACUGCCAAGACCCGACCGCACCGUGCUUCGGCGAGGAACCUACCCUCCCGGAAAAUGAGGAUGACGAUGGAUCGAUGUCCUUUGAGUUCUUGGACGAAGACGACCUACUGAACAUCGGUACCGAUGCCGUUGAAGUCGGCACCAAGACCGACGUAAGUGUAUCUGCCACCGCCCACGACACACGCCCCGGCUCGAGCAGCGGCGAUGUCGGGUGCGGAGAGGCCGGUGGUAAUGGCUGUACGCCGGCGAACACCCGUGACGGCAUCAGCAACGAGGCCGAGUCCAGGUGGUCGUGUGCCUCGAAGAUCGUGCCCGGCGGAGGGCCUUGCCAGAUCGAGUACGUGUUCGGAGAGCCCCAGGACAUAGAAGACAUCCAGGUGGCUUUCUGGAAGGGCGAUGAGCGCGUCCGUACGCUAGAGGUCUACUUCGAUGGCACCCUGUACCGCACCCACGAGUCCUACGCCGGAUCCACCUUCAACCCUCUCGGUGUCUCGGCCACCGGUAUAAGCUCGGUGAUGCUCGAGUCGGUCGAUCUGCUCGAGAACGAAUGGAUCAGUCUCAUCGAGGUGCUGAUAUUCGUUUCACCCUGA